CCUUACAUAUUUCCGGACUAAUUUAUCCGGGUAAUUAUUAAGUUUCAAGGCUUCUUUCUGUCUUAGAUUUUCCUUGGUACUACUAAGCUUUUGUGCUCUGUCACCUAAACAUUUCACCAAUCCUCUUUUUACUGACAUAGAUUGGAUGGGAUGAUCUGAAGUUCGACUACCUGUUCGAAUGUGUAGGUUUUCUGUAAACACUAGUGUUUAACUUCCAGUCUUCUUUCCUUUUUACGUUGCAGUCUAACAUUUGAAGUUCCCUUUCAUGACUUUCCAAUUCAUAAGUGAAUUGAAUUACCCCCCACCUGGAGUUAAUGUGUUCAAAAAUCUAUCUGUGUUCUAAGUACCAUAAAUGUGUCAUCUACAUAAUUAUGGAGUGGGGGCGAACGUUUCAAUUGCUAUAUUUUCCCACCUAUCCAUGAAUAUAUCUGCUACAACCGGGGAUAUUGGUGAUCUCAUGGCAACUCCCUCAGUUUGUUUGUAUAUUUUCCCUUGGAAUUUAAAUACUGUAGAAGUCUGGCAAAGCUGCACUCUCAGCAUUAUAUCCUCAAGUGGCACUUUUGUCCUAAGUUCGAGUUCUUGGUCAGAAAUGAGUUCGUUUCUGACUGCCUCUAUAGCCAUAUUUAUUGGUAUACAUGUAUAUAAACUGGCAAUGUCAAAACUAACCAUUUUUUCUUCAUUAUCUAAUUUUAAAUUAUCUAAUCUGUGUUUUAGUUCAUAAGAAUUAGUUAGUCUAGAUUUCGAGUGGCUUUUUAGAGGAUUUAAUACCAUGACCCAUGGACCUUGAGCGCGCUUUUCGACUAUUACGCUACAUUUUGGUCAUAAAUAAAAUCUCUUAUUACUCUAAAAUUUUAUGCAAAGUGUUUGCGGAAAUUAUCACAAUUAUUAACCUUUCGAACACUGAAUCCAAAAAAUACAAUCUUAUUGACAGAUAAUACACAUAACUCACUGUUUGGAUUUGUGGAAUUUUUAAACAUAAACACAUCUAUAAUUGUAUAUAUUGUUGGAUUUAUAUGUUCAAGUUGCUCCAAGUCAGUGAGUUUAUGGUUAAGAUAUCAUUUUAGUUAACUGUACUGAACUAUAUUGCAUGUUGUCUUAUUGUAUAGUUGUCGUCGCUUUUUGCCCUUUUUUCUGUGAACUGUUUCCUUUGUUGAUGUUGUUCUCAUUGUUUGUCCGUUAUUUUCUGAUUUUGAGGGGAGCAACCCAAAAAGUUGCUUCUCUCUAAACUUUUACUUAAUGUAAUCAUUCUUUUCUCAGGCGUGAGGCUAGCAACCCCACCCUGUAAACAAAAAUUGCUACAGAAACUUCAGUAUGUGAACCUCCUUGCACCAAAAGAAAAAGUCUGUGUAGGAACAUGGAACGUCCGAACUAUGUACGAGACUGGAAAGCUGCCCAGAUCGCCAACGAGAUGAAAAGAUACGGAAUACAAGUGCUGGGAAUAUGUGAGAGCAGAUGGAAUGGGAGUGGACUCACCAAAUUGUCAACAGGUGAGUCAGUGAUCUACUCCGGUCACCCAGAAGAUAACCACACGCACACCGAGGGCGUGGCUAUCAUGAUGUCACCAACGGCAACGAAAGCCCUGAUACAAUGGGAGGCGAUUUCGUCCAGGAUAAUGACCGCCAGGUUCAACUCCAAAGGAAGGAAAGUGUCAAUCAUACAAUGUUAUGCACCCACAAACAACGCAGACCUCGAGAAGAAAGAAGAAUUCUACAGGCAACUACAGGCAACAAUGGACAAUACUCCAGCUGGCGACAUGAAAAUACUAAUGGGAGACAUGAACGCCAAACUGGGACCAGACAAUACGGGAAGGGAACUCAUCAUGGGUAGAGAAGCUCUAGGAGAAAUGAAUGAAAACGGAGAACUCUUCGCCGACUUCUGCGCCUUCAACGAACUGGUGAUUGGUGGCAGUGUAUACAAGCACAAAGAUAUCCACAAGGCUACAUGGGUGUCACCAGACGGGCAAACCAAAAACCAAAUCGACUUCAUCUCAAUCUCAAGGAAGUGGAGGCGCAGCCUACUGGACACAAAAGCAAGAAGAGGAGCAGACGUUGGCUCAGACCACUAUCUCGUACAAGGGACAAUCCAAAUCAAAUUAAAAGCUUUCAGGGAAUCAGGAGCUGCAGAUAGACCACAAGCCAAGUUCAACACUCAAAAGCUGAAGGACCAGGCUACAAAGGACAUCUUCAUUGCAAGCAUAAAGGACAAAGCCGAGACACAAAUCAACACUAGCGAAGAGGUCGGCGUUGAAAAGCACUGGAACAACUUGAAAACGGUGUGGAGCCAAACCUGCAUAGAAAUUCUAGGCAGAAAAAAGAGACAGGACAAACAGUGGCUCACUACGGACACUUGGAAACUAAUAGAAGAGAGAAGGACAGUGAAGCAAAAGAUUAUCCAGUGCACGGACGAGCAACAAAAACAGGAGCUGAAUGCAAGCUACAAUACACUGAACAAAAGAGUGAAGAAAAGUGCCAGGGAAGACAAAAGAAAAUAUUAUGAAACCAUGGCAAACGAAGCAGAACAAGCUGCAGGCAAAGGAGACCUCGCCACACUCUACCAAACAACUAGGAACCUUUCGGGCAAACGUUCGACACAGAUUAAGCCAAUAAAGGACGACAAUGGAAAGUCAAUCACCAAAGAGGUGGAACAGAGAAAGCACUGGGUUGAACACUUCAAAAGACUUCUAAAUCGUCCGCCACCUACAACACGUCCAGCAAUACCAACAACGGAAGCAGAACUACCAGUGAACACUGACCCCCCGACGAAAUCAGAAGUCCUGAAUGCAAUCAAGAUGCUUAAAACUGGGAAAACACCGGGACCAGAUGGAAUCCCAGCAGAGGCUUUGAAAAUAGACCCAGAGACAACAGCGGACUUGAUGACACCACUACUGGAGAAGGUGUGGAAAGAGGGCAAAGUACCCGAGGAUUGGAAGAACAGUUACUUAUUCAAACUUCCAAAGAAAGGAGACUUAAGUCAAUGUAAAAACUGGCGUGGAAUUAUGCUUCUGUCCAUUCCAAGCAAGAUACUAAGUCGCAUCAUCCUGGAGAGAAUCAAACAAGCCCUAGAUGAAAAACUUCGUCCGGAACAGGCUGGAUUCAGGAGAAACAAAUCAUGUAUUGAUCAAAUCGCCACUCUACGGAUCAUCAUUGAACAAAGCUUGGAAUGGCAGUCACCUCUCUAUCUCAACUUCAUCGACUUUGAAAAGGCCUUCGACAGCGUCGAUCGAGAGGUCAUUUGGAAACUACUUCGCUACUACGGGGUCCCAUCGACAAUUAUACACCUCAUCCAACAGUUAUACGACAAUGCUGCAUGCCAAGUAAUCCACAACGGGAAACUUACGGAAGCCUUCGAAGUGAGGACGGGAGUGAGGCAAGGCUGUCUACUAUCACCAAUGAUCUUCCUGAUUGCAAUUGAUUGGAUAAUGCGACAGACAACGGCAACCAACGAGGGAACAGGCAUAAAAUGGACUGACACAAAAGACUUGGAGGAUCUGGAUUUCGCCGAUGAUAUAUGUCUGAUUUCCCAUAAACUGGAAGAUAUGCAAGUGAAAAGUAACAAGUUGGCAGAAGAAGCAUCAAAGAUAGGACUUCACGUGAACAUAGAUAAAACAGAGAUGAUGAAGAUUCCUAGCCAACAUCAACAGCAACAACAACAACAGACAACAAUAAGCAUAAAUGGGAAGAACCUGAAAGAAACAACCUCCUUCACCUACCUGGGAAGCAUCGUCUCAACUACAGGCGGAACUGACGAGGACAUCAAAGCCAGAAUCGGAAAAGCAAGACAAGCUUUCAUUACUCUCAAAUCUGUGUGGAGGUCAACAGCAAUCAGCAUCAAAAAUAAGAUCCGGAUUUUCAACUCCAAUGUGAAGUCAGUGCUACUAUACGGAUCAGAGACUUGGCGAGUCAUAAAGAGCAUCUCAAACAAACUUCAAACCUUCAUUAACAACUGUCUCCGCUCAAUACUCAAGAUCAGAUGGCCAGAAAAGAUCAGCAACAGGGAUCUCUGGGAGCGAACCAAUCAGGAACCGAUUGUGAAACAAAUAGGCAGAAAGAAAUGGAGAUGGAUUGGCCAUACGCUGAGGAAACCAUCAAGUGACAUCACUAGACAAGCCCUCGAGUGGAACCCGAAAGGGAGGCGGCGAGUUGGUCGUCCAAGGGUGACUUGGAGGAGGUCAUGCGAGGAGGAGAUGAAAGCAUGUGGACAGACCUGGAGCAGGGUGAAAAAGUUGUCAGAAAACCGAAGUCAAUGGAGGUGCGCAGCUGAAGCCCUAUGUUCCUCUAGGAACUAAAGGAUACAAUAAUAAUAAUAAUAAUACCAUGGCUGAAUAUUUAGAUAAUUCAUAAGUAUACAAUCGGUGGAUGGUGGUGACUAGCAGUGUGGAAUCCAGGAUAACGCGCAUUUCGUCCUAUUUGGGACUC
Trichobilharzia regenti is the source of this 4415-nucleotide messenger RNA. The record is from the annotation of a GenBank genome assembly. Lineage: Eukaryota; Metazoa; Platyhelminthes; Trematoda; Strigeidida; Schistosomatidae.